UUAGUCAAUUAUCUUUUUACUGUUCAUUGCUUCACUUCAUUUGGAGUGAAUGUAACAUUUAUAUGAACACAAUUACACUUAACGAGUAUAUGAUAAUAAAGUCUUAUUUAAGGGUAAUAUUCAAAUAAGAAAGAAAAUACAAAGUCUUGCAAUCUUAUAUCUACCAUCAGCACUGGUGCUAUUACCUUGAUACAAGGUCGAAUUAUCAAAUUAUGGGAUAGAUUUGAUAAGAUAAGAAAUAACACAUGAUCAAUUUCUAUUUAUAUUUGCUCGCUUUCACCCUUGUCCAUAGUACUGUAGAUGAUAAAAUGACAAAAUUUUGUGCAAAUUUAGCAUUUCUUUUCACUGAGAGUACCUUACUUGAAAGGUAUCAGUUAGCCAAAAAUGCUGGCUUCAAAUGUGUUGAAACUGGAUUUCCUUUUGGUAUAUCUAAGGAAGAAAUUGUUAAAGCUAAAAAUACAGCUGGAAUAGAACAAGUCUUAAUCAAUAUCUAUACCGGUGAUGUGACAAAGGGUGAGUUGGGAUUUGCUGCUAUCCCUGGUAAAGAACAAGAUUUCAAAGAUAGCAUUCAAAAAACCAUUCAAUAUGCAAAAGAGUUGGGAGCUAGAAAAAUUCAUAUUAUGUCUGGUAGAGUUUUAGGACCAGUUUCUAAAGUUAAUGAUGAAGUUUAUGUAAAAAAUUUAAAAUAUGCUGUAGGUUUAUUGGAGAAAGAAAAUAUUCUAGGUGUAAUUGAGCCUAUAAAUAGUUAUUCUGUUCCAAAUUAUUACAUGAACAGUUAUAACAAAGCUAUAGAUGUUGUUAAAACAAUUGAUAGUCCCAAUUUGAAAAUAAUGUUGGACAUUUUCCACUUACAACAUAUUCAAGGAAAUAUAACUAACACUAUAAAAGAUUUGAGGGAAUAUAUUGGCCAUGUACAGAUUGCACAAGUGCCAAACAGAAAUGAGCCAAAUACUGAUGGUGAACUGAACUAUAGAUAUAUUCUAGAUCUUUUGAGAAGUGAAGGAUAUACUGACUGGAUAGGACUUGAAUACAAACCUAAAACUGAUACUUCAAAGGGCUUGAGUUGGAUAAAAGAUAUGGGAUUUGAUCUUUAAGACCCUUAAGUAUAUUUUGUAAAUAUGCUGUAUAUUUUUCAAUAAAGAUUACAUAAUGUUUU
Molecule: messenger RNA, 1156 nt
Organism: Harmonia axyridis
Lineage: Eukaryota; Metazoa; Arthropoda; Insecta; Coleoptera; Coccinellidae
Gene: Gip
Product: putative hydroxypyruvate isomerase
Exons: 1
Coding region: 246-1094 (282 amino acids)
Biological process (GO): glyoxylate metabolic process
Molecular function (GO): hydroxypyruvate isomerase activity
Source: RefSeq, a predicted model, not a curated record